Molecule: messenger RNA, 2991 nt
Organism: Trypanosoma theileri
Lineage: Eukaryota; Euglenozoa; Kinetoplastea; Trypanosomatida; Trypanosomatidae
Product: coiled-coil flagellar protein, move backward only 2
Exons: 1
Coding region: 1-2991 (996 amino acids)
Cellular component (GO): cytoskeleton
Source: RefSeq, a predicted model, not a curated record
AUGACUGAUGUUGUUCAGCUGUUUGACGAUGCCACAGAUGUGUCACAUUCUUCCGCGGUGUUGGUCCUCAACACACUUGUAGAGGAGGGACGGAUUAUUGAAGAACGUGCGGAGUAUCUUAAACAAAAGUUUAAGGAACUUCACAACCGCGUAUUGGUUGUCUACAAACGUGAUAACUUCCUCUUAAAACGGGCUCGACAGCUGCGGAAGGAACUAGAUACGGAGAAGGAGCGCAUCGCAGCCCGAGGCACUGUGGCCGUGGAGGAUGAUACGGAAAUUCAGCGCCUCAAGAAAGUCCUCAUGGAGGCGGAGAAUGAACUCUCAGAGGCGCAGGAGCGGGAAAGUAUUCUGCAGGUGGAGGCCCUCGAGUUUGAUCGGAAGAAACACACAAUGCUGCUGGAGCGGGAGGACGCUCUCGCCGCGGAAGAGGCACGACUGCGGCCUCGCAUGGAAGCCCUUCAGGCAGAGAUGAAUGCCAUGGGGAAGGAAAUUGAAGAUAUGACAACGGAAUUACAAACAAUUGGAGCCAAACGGGAUGAAAUACUUGCAGAAGAAACAGAAUGUAAAGAGAAAUUACGACACUGGAAUGAAAUUAUGGCAGAUGCAACAAAACAGUUAACAAAUGUUGAAAAGGCUCCUGAACGAGCGAUGAAACAAACAGAAAUUGUUAUAAAAAGUUAUCAAGCUGCACAACUUGAAUUAAGUGCUCUAGAUGAAAAAUUACAGGUUCAAAUGGAUAUGAUAGCAAAACUAGAACUAAAGAAAAAUACCCGAAAUACAGAUUAUACACAAGCUCAGGCUAAUUUGCGAAAACUGAAAGCUCAAAUUGAUUCUAAACGUAUCACAAUUGAUACAUUAAAUACUUCACUCGAGAUGGAACUAGAGGCACGUCAAGGAUAUCAGCAACGUAUUGCACAACUAGAACAACUUAUUAAGACGACUCAUAUAGCCAGAGAAACAGAACUAGGAAAUGUAGAACAUGUACAUCGUGAAAUGGAGCGAACUAGUGCAGCAUACACCGAAUUAGAACAUACAGUUGCAAAUAUUUUAAAAGAGCAACAAGAUAUCAAAGAAAAUAUUGGUAAAGUUAAAAAACAUAUAGAACGUGUUCAAGGUGUACGUAAGAGAAAUGCUCAACGACUUGAGGAUGAACAGCGGGUAAUGGAACUACGAACACGUGCUUUUAUGAGAGAACAAAGUCGUGAAGAAGGCUUUAUUGCUAAAGCUGAAGCAGUUCGAGAAGAUAUUGCGGCUUUAAAAAGUGAAAUUAAUGGAAGAGCAUUACAGGAAGAAGUGAAACGACGUGAAACAGCAGCGCUAGUAGUUCGAAGACAAGAACUUAACCGUGAUUGUGCAAGAGAGAACAGUCGUAUCAAGAUGGGGAAAGAUGAAUUACGAAUGAAAGAAAUGCAUGUAAAUGAAGUCCGUAAACGUCGAGAUGAAUUAGAACAUCGUUUGAAUUCUAUUACUGAAAUGUUUCAAAAUAUAAAACGUGAACGUAGUCACAAGGCAGCACAAAUUCAAGCUGUUACACAGAAAAUGACAGAAAUGUCUGAAAAAAAGACUAUUCUUGAAAAUGAAUUAGCUGUAUUAUGCCGUGAAUCUGCAUUGAAAGAAACAGAAUUAACAAGAAAAAAACGACAAGUUCAAGAGCUUCGUCAAAUCUGUAAAAAUCUUCGUAUGGAUAAGAAUAGACAACGAAAGAAUUUAGAAAAAGUUUCUGAUGAAGAACGAAAUAUCAAAAAUGAAGUAAGGCGUGUAAAUGAACAAAUUGCUUCUCUUGAAGAAGAUAUGGAAGAUGUGAAAAAUACAUAUAAUGAGGUUAUUGAAGGUCGAAACUAUGCUGGUGUACAACUUCUUGAUCGAAACGAUGAACUUUGUGUAUUGUAUGCCCGAGUAAAUGCACAGGAAAAAGCUAUUCGUGAUGGUGUUCUUAUGGAUAAUGCUCGUCGUGAUGAAAUACGUGCCCUACAAAUUAAACUUGCUGAUCUUCGCCGUGAAGUAGAUGUAGUUCAGAAGUCUGUUCCAAAAGUAAAAGAGUUGGAAGCACAAUUGGAGACUCUAGUAGAUGAAAUUGACGAUGAACGAUGGAAGAUUGAAGUACUUGAAAAUGAUUUGACUAAUCCUAAAAACCCUUACCGAUGGAGAGUUAUUUCAAGAAAAACAGCAGGACGAGAGUUUCCUACUGAAGUAGAAGGAAAACACGCUGAUACCGCUAAUACAACACUUCCAGGAGCUUCUACAUUAGCAAGAAGCGGAGUUGAAGGACCUUCAGAUGAAUUUCUUCACUUGCAGCAACGUUGUCUGGAGCUUGAAGAGAGGGUAAAUGCUAUUAAUGAACGAAUUCGUGAAAAAGAUCUUAUUUUGGAAGAGGUAACAGAACUUACGUCACGAGUUACUGAACAAGCAAAAAGUGGACGUGAAUUUACAUUGGCACUUGCUAAACAAGUGAAUUCUCAUCACAGUAGUAUUCGGGCUAAAACUCGACAAAUGAUGGCAACUGUUUCUGAACUCUCUGUUUUUCAGGCUUCUGCCAUUCAAUUGAAACAAGAUGUACAGCGACUAGAAUGUUUAGUAGAAGAGGCUGAACGUAAUAUGCAGCAAGGUGAAGCACCUUUUGCUGAAGCAGAAGAGCGAUACCUGCGGGAGAUAGAAAGUAGACGUCGUUACGCCGAUAUGUUAAGACACCGGAAGGAAAAAGAGGCAGAGGCAACAGCAGCAUCAAAAACGUUAAUUACGACUGCAGAACAACGGCCAAAUGCUUAUAUUCCUGAUGAUGGAUUAAGUGUUCCUAAACCAUUUGGUGCCCUUGUGCCAUUUAAACCCACACCUAUGGUUCAAUCAUCACGUUUUUACCGAAGUCAAGUAGAGCACUAUCAGGCUAGGGAAAUGCAAAACCGAGUUAUGGGCGGACAUAUUCCGGUAGAUCAGGUAUCUAGUGGAAAGAAAAAGACCAAUGUAAAGUCUAACCACCUUUCUGUGACGCACUGA